ACGUGGACAGCUCGCGCGCAAAAAGCCGCUCUGAUGGUAAUGUUUUUCGGCUAGACUGGAGUCACCAACAAUUUCCCUCCUCACUUGGAACAUCCUCUAAAUCACAAGCUGUUCUACUUUUACUAUGCAGGGACAGGCGGUUACCUGGUUGUUCGUAUUUGGGAUUACGAUUUUAAAAUCAUGUGAGCCUCUGUCCAACACCGACGCGACGCCUCUCAAUUUGAUUGACUUCAGUGACAUUGAAACCAGGUUCUCAGUGCGCAGUACCGAGGAGCCGGAGGAGGAUGUGUGCUACCUCCUGCCUGGAAGGAGGGAGACAGCCUCCCAAUGCGGAUUCAGCACCACAGCAAAGACAUUUGCUGUCAUUCAUGGCUGGGCGGUGGCAGGAUUUCUUGACAGCUGGGUUCAUAGGCUCGUCGCUGCCCUGUUUGAGAGGGAGCCUGGUGCCAACGUGAUAGUGGUGGACUGGCUUGAUCGCGUCCAACAUCACUAUCCCUACUCAGCAGAGAACACCAAGUUGGCCGGCCAAGAUGUUGCAAAACUGAUCAACUGGUUAGAGACCGACCUGAAUUAUGACCUGUCCAAACUUCAUCUACUGGGAUACAGCCUGGGGGCCCACGUGGCAGGGGUUGCAGGGAAUCUCGCCAAUAAUAAAGUCAGCAGAAUAACAGGCUUGGAUCCAGCUGGUCCUCUCUUUGAGUAUGCCAGCGAGCUGAGCCGCCUGUCCCCUGACGAUGCUAGCUUUGUGGAUGUCCUACACACCAACACUAAAGGAAGCCCAGACUUAAGCAUAGGCAUCCAAAGACCUGUUGGCCAUGUUGACAUCUACCCCAACGGAGGCACCGAACAGCCCGGUUGUACCCUUCAGUAUGCCAUGAAGAUGGUGGCUGCGUUUGGCAUUAACAAUGUGGAUCAGAUUGUGAAGUGUGCCCACGAGCGCUCUGUGCAUCUGUUCAUCGACUCGCUGGUGAACCAUGAGCAGCAGGGCACGGCCUACCGCUGCAGCUCCAAAGGCGCCUUCAACAGAGGCCUGUGCCUGAGCUGCCGCAAGAACCGCUGCAACCAUUUAGGCUACGGCGUUAAAAAGGUCCGCACCGCCAAAAGUGCCAAGAUGUACCUCAAGACCACGGAGAGGAUGCCCUUCAAAGUUUUUCACUACCAGAUUAAGGCCCAUUUCUUCAGCCAGCAGACCCUGAGCCUCUCUCACCAGCCCAUCCUUGUGUCCCUCUACGGGACCCAGGGGGAGAAGGAGGACAUCCCUGUCACUCUAGCCAGCCUGAACACCAACACCACCGUGUCCUUCCUGCUCACCGCUGACGUAGAUGUUGGGGAGCUGCUGAGGGUUAAAAUCACGUGGGAGAGCGACUCCUUCUUCUCUUUUCUCAGCACCAAUGACUUCAUGAUCCGCAGGAUUCGCAUCAAAGCCGGGGAGACACAAGCCAAGUUAGUUUUCAGAGCUAAAGACUCAAAAUUGGCCCAUCUGGUUCAAGGAGGCGAUGCGGUGAUGUUUGUGAAAUCCAAAGAGGCUCAAAACAGUCGACGGCGUCAGAGGUUGCAUCACCUCAAGGUUCAUGGAAGCCUCUUCAAACAAGGUUUGAAUGAGGCUGCCACAGACGAGCCUUCGUCAUGGUCAUGGUCAUUGCCCCCACCAUCAUCCUCACCGUCAUCCCCAUCAUCAUCCCCACUGUCGUCAUCAACUGAGAAGAUGCACCUAUAAUGAUGAACCCUUCUCCUGGUUUUGUCAAACAUCAAAAACCUGUUUCUUUCUCCACUAUGAACAAUAAAUAUUAGUAUGGCUCUAACCCUGCAAUGUGUAUUGCCCCUAGUUCAGGGGUAGGCAAUCUUAUCCAGAAAGGGCCAGUGUGGGUGAAGGUUUUUGUUCCAACCAAGCAGUUACAUGCCUGAUCCCACUAAUCAACCAGUAGUGUUUGCGGAGGUACUUGAUUAGAAGACACAGGUGUGUGAUGCUUGGUUGGAACAAAAACCUUCACCCACUCUGGCCCUUUCUGGAUAAGAUUGCCCACCCCUGCCCUAGUUCGUAAGGUCAUAAGUGGCACGGUGGCACAGGGGUUAGCGCAGUCGCCUCACAGCAAGGUCCGUCCUCUGUGUGGAGUUUGCAUGUUCUCCCCGUACAUGGGUUUUCUCUGGGUGCUCCAGUGUCCUCCCACAGUCCAAAGACAUGUAGGUCAGGUGAAUCAGCUGUACUAAAUUGUCCCUAGGUGUGCUUGUGUGUGUCGACCCUGUGAUGGCCUGGCGGCCUGUCCAGGGUGUCUCCCCACCUGCUGCCCAAUGACUGCUGGGAUAAGCUCCAGCAUCCCCCUUGACCAUGAGAGCAGGAUAAGCGAUCUGGAUAAUGGAUGGGUGGAUGGAUGGAUGGAUGGAUGGAUAGUAAGGUCAUAUGUUUCUAUGCAGCCUUUUAAAAUCUACUUAGGUUCUUUGAUGGUGGCAACUCUUUCUUUCGACAUCUUUGCAAAUAAAAUCAUCUUUGCUUUGGAGACGUCAUUACUACUCUGCAUUAUUCAGCACACCAGUCAAAGGAAAAACAGCCCACAGUUACUAGUAGCUGUCUGUUAUUCAAAUCUCCAUUCUCUUUAUUUUUUUGGCCUUGGUUUAAAGUUUUGUAAUGACUUUAUAUUAUUGGUGAUCUCAAGGACGUUUUUGAAUUCUAUGAUCAUUUACUCAUCAGAGCAGUAUUUCAGUUGUUCGGACUUUAGUGAAGUUUUAAUACUUUUUGUUGUUGUAUAUAGUAUAUAAUAGUAUUUUAUUAGGAAUUUUCAGUGUAUUAAAAUAAUGUAUGUAAAAUCCUGCUUGACAUAUUACAUAGGUUUUAUCCCCCCCCCCCCAAAAAAACCAAAACACCCAUGUCUGACUUCAUUAAAAAGCUGAACUGUUGUUUGAACUGGUCAGCCACAGGUAACUGUCUUUUGAAUGGGAUUGGCUGUUGUGUUUUAAUUGAAAUAUUCCCGUCGGUUGUCUUUUAAUAUGCCGACAAAGGCCACGUGCUGAAAUGCAUCAGUUUUUAUAAAUAAAUUGUUCUUCUCAACCAAUGUGCCCAUACGGUCUUUCUGAUUCUCAACUGGGCCGUCUCAUGCAGAUAAGCAGACAAUGAUGUAUUUGUUUUACAUUCAUUCAUUUUACAUUCACAUUCAUUUUUCUUUAACUACAGACCCUACACUUUGUAGCCCAUCGUCCCCAUAUGAUUUAAUAUGUAAAAUAUAUGACGAGCCUGUUCUUAUAACUAUAUAUGCACAAUAUGCACCACGGUUUGAUUUUUCAACAGAGCUCAUCUUUUUCAUGUUUUCCAAAGUUUUCUCUAAAUAAAUAGAUUAUAUAUUUAUGCUAAGUAAAUCACAAAUGUACACUGGCACGGUGGCCCAGUGGUUAGCGCUGUUGCCUCACAGCAAGAAGGUCCUGGGUUCGAACCCCAGGCCGUCCUAGAUCCUUUCUGUGUGAAGUUUGCAUGUUCUCCCCGUACCUGUGUGGGUUUUCUCCGGGGACUCCGGUUUCUUCCCACUAUCAAAAGAAGACAUGCAUGCAUGUUAGGGUUACUUACUCCUGUCUGUGUCCCUGACCAAGGCAAUAGGAAGAGAUAACUGGAGUUGGUCCCCGGGUGCUUCACGGUGGCUUCCCACUGCUCCUAGCGACACAGCUAGGAU
Molecule: messenger RNA, 3656 nt
Organism: Lampris incognitus (smalleye Pacific opah)
Lineage: Eukaryota; Metazoa; Chordata; Actinopteri; Lampriformes; Lampridae
Gene: lplb
Product: lipoprotein lipase
Exons: 10
Coding region: 125-1717 (530 amino acids)
Biological process (GO): lipid metabolic process
Molecular function (GO): lipoprotein lipase activity; apolipoprotein binding
Source: RefSeq, a predicted model, not a curated record